Gongylonema pulchrum is the source of this 255-nucleotide messenger RNA. NCBI's taxonomy places the organism in Eukaryota, Metazoa, Nematoda, Chromadorea, Rhabditida, Gongylonematidae. The record is from the annotation of a GenBank genome assembly.
AUGACAAACUGCAAUGCGCAGCAACUGCGAUUUCCGAAGAAUAAGGAGAAAAGAAGCUCAUGCGCAGUUCGUUCUGUGCUCAGAGUGGUUCGGAUGGCGAGAAGGGAGGGAGAUGCAGUUUGUUGCAGUGAACGGCUACGGGACAAGAACGAAGAGUGGACGGAAGGGCCGAAGGAGGAUGGCGUCUGGAUGGACAGGUUUGGUGGCCCUCCAAACAUCGACAUGUACACGCAAAAUGGAUCAGAACGGAUCUGA